This is a messenger RNA of Musca vetustissima, 2770 nucleotides long. It is a transcript of the gene Pcif1, whose product is annotated as mRNA (2'-O-methyladenosine-N(6)-)-methyltransferase. Gene Ontology annotation, cellular component: nucleus. The transcript has 4 exons. NCBI's taxonomy places the organism in Eukaryota, Metazoa, Arthropoda, Insecta, Diptera, Muscidae. The record is from RefSeq and is a predicted model, not a curated record. Bases 29 to 2770 code for a protein of 913 amino acids. Gene Ontology annotation, molecular function: RNA polymerase II C-terminal domain binding; mRNA (2'-O-methyladenosine-N6-)-methyltransferase activity.
CAUUACCAGUAUUGGUAGCAGCAAUAUAAUGACCAGCCUAAUAACGGGAGCCAAUUCACCGGCUGGCCCCAGUUGUUCAUCGCCCUCAACACCCAUUAAAUCUGGCCCCAAUCCCAUGGAACAAAUCAUGGCACACACACCACAGGGUGGACCACCACCCAUGUACACAGCCGGUGGUGGUUAUGGUGAGGAACUUACCGCCGAAUUGGUAAAUCAGGGAUGGCGUAAAUUUUGGUCAAAACGUGAAAAUCGUCCAUACUAUUGGAAUAAAAUCACAGGAGAAUCUCUGUGGGAAAUGCCUGGUGCACGUCCCUUUGAUCCUCUCACCGAUCCGCUGGGUAUAUCACAUGGUGGUCAAAUGCCACCAAUGCAUCAGCCCCAUCCCCAUCCUCACAUGCAACAACAGCUACCGCCAGGUCAUCACCAGCAACAUCAUAACCUAAAGCGGCGACCCUCAGAUGACAUGCACAUGCACGGUCAUGGCCAUCAACAGCCACCUAUGAAAAAGUUUGUCUUGGCUGGUCCCUGGGACUUGGAAGUUUGCACAAAUGCCGUCAUUGUGGAGCGACCACCGACGUUAUUGCCCCAACCCCAUCCCGAGAUAGAAGCGCUGCGCGCCGCCUACACCAUGAAAUUGGUAAAAACCUACGAAGAUCUCUGUAUGCGUAGAGAAAACAUAAAAGCACCCAAGGAUUCCUUCAAUCGUUGGCUAAUGGAACGCAAGGUCAUCGAUACGGGCUGUGAUCCCCUGCUACCGAGUAAUUGUGUACCCGAAAUAUCACCAUCUAUGUAUCGUGAAAUUAUGACCGACAUUCCCAUAAAAAUUGUCAAACCGAAAUUUACGGGAGAUGCGCGAAAACAGUUGUCCCGCUACGCGGAGGCGGCCAAGAAUAUCAUUGAAUCGCGUUCCGCACCGGCGGAAUCGAAAAAGGUUGUCAAAUGGAAUGUUGAGGACACCUUCCAAUGGCUGAGACGCACCGUUGGAGCCAGCUAUGAAGAUUUUCAAGAUCGUUUGGCUCAUCUAAGGCGGCAGUGUGAACCCCAUUUAACCGAAACGGUUAAGGGAUCCGUAGAGGCACUGUGUGCCAAAAUAUAUCAUCUAUCGGCGGAACAUGCCCGCAAGAUACGCGAAAGACAUUUAGCCCUAUUGAAAGAGCAUGGUAUACCCGAGCCGACACCACCUCCGCCACCACCACAUCUCAAAAAGGUGUGGUGUUACCCGAUACAAUUUGCCGUACCCUCACCCCGAAUGCCGGCCAUUGAAUAUGUUCAAGAUCGCGAUCACAUGAUUAUUAAAUAUACCCCGACGACGCUAAAUCAACCCGAUGCUCAAUAUAUCAAUUUGACUCAUUUGCAAAAGUUGGAACAGCUUUAUCGUUACAACUGUUUCGAUGAUAAGAAAUUCGAUUUAUUCAUAGGACGGGUUUGGUGCUUGCUUAAAAGGUAUCAAACAUUUUUGGGAAAUGUUCUCAAUUCAUCGCAAGAAGCUGAACUGACACAGGCCUCUUUGCCCACACCGGUAUUUGAGUGUUUGCAUCGUCAUUUCGGCGUGACAUUUGAGUGUUUCGCCUCACCGUUCAAUUCGUAUUUUCGUCAAUAUUGUUCGGCAUUUGCUGAUACAGAUGCGUAUUUUGGUUCGAGAGGACCCUUCCUUGAUUUCAAACCGGUUUCGGGUUCAUUUCAAGUUAAUCCUCCACAUUGUGAGGAAUUAAUUGAUGCUGCUCUCCAGCAUGUGGAUAAAUUAUUAUCCGAAUCUAUGGAACCAUUAAGCUUUAUUAUUUUCCUACCCGAAUGGAAGAGUAUCGCCAAAUUAGAGGAGAACAUCUAUAAACGUCGUUCAAUGGUAGUUUUGGGCAUGGCCCAUGAAUAUCGUCAUGGUUAUCAGCAUAUAAUACCAAAAACCGAUGUCAAUGUCAAAUGUAUGCAGGGCACCCAGGUCGUUUGGCUACAAAACAGUGCCGGUCAUGCCCGCUGGGGACCCAAUGAGAAUCGUGUUGAAGCGUUGCGUGAAGCAUUCCGGCCACAACGCGAUCGAGAGCGAGAACGUGAGCGACAACAAAAAGCCGAAAAUGCAGCCAAUUCGUCGUCCUCAGCAUCAACAUCAUCAUCCACACAGCCCUCAACAUCGUCUCAGGGAUCAUCAUCCUCCAACAGCAAUAAUCUGUCAUUAUCAUCAUCCGGUUUGGGCGGUGCCCACUCCUCUUCAUCUUCCAGUUUAACAUCAAGCGGCGGCUCAACACCACAACAUCAACAAAUCUAUACGACAAGCAAUACCACAACUAUGGGCUUCUCACCCUCACCGCACAGCACCUUGUCGAAUAGUAGUGCAACAACACCCACAUGUAUGGCUUCACCAUCGGGUGCAUCCACUUCAAGUGGCAUCUCAUCGAUUAGUAGCAGUUAUGGUGGUGGUGCGGGUAUGUCACCCUCUCACCUAUCACCGCAUACACCACCAUCUAAUUAUCAUGCCUCGGCGGCUUCGCCAGCUUUAAGUUUACAAAGUGAUUGUUCGUCGCCAACAUCAUCGACAUCGCUAUCGCCUGCACCACUUAUGGAACAUUCGUCGUCCAGCACCACAACAUCGGCAAAUGUUUCAAUUACCGCAACGGCAGCGGCUACAUCUAUGUCGGGUACAUCGGCGGCAGCAGCUGCUGCCUUUGCAUCGCUUGUCAGCGGAAAUUCGGGAAAUUCAGCGGGAGUAACAACUGCAGCACCACCUGGUGCCAUAACAACAACAGCGGCGCAAUCGGUUAUCAAUUCAGCAGUUUAA